This is a messenger RNA of Schizophyllum commune H4-8, 213 nucleotides long. RefSeq lists its product as uncharacterized. The annotation marks the transcript as partial. Lineage: Eukaryota; Fungi; Basidiomycota; Agaricomycetes; Agaricales; Schizophyllaceae. The record is from RefSeq and is a predicted model, not a curated record. The transcript has a single exon.
GCAACUUCCACUGCUGUUGAGUGUGUCUUCUCGCAAGGUUAUUGGCUUAUUGAUCUCAUGUGCAAUACCCUCUCUAUCAGUGCAAUUUGCACAUUCCUUUGUCUAGGGAUGUGGAAACAGAAGGACAUGCUACGGGAUUCUGACCUCCUUGAGACCAUAGCCUCUGUAGGCAAGUGCAAGCAUGCUCAGUUGGGCACUUCUGACAGUGCUUAA